Colletotrichum spaethianum is the source of this 813-nucleotide messenger RNA. RefSeq lists its product as uncharacterized. The record is from RefSeq and is a predicted model, not a curated record. NCBI's taxonomy places the organism in Eukaryota, Fungi, Ascomycota, Sordariomycetes, Glomerellales, Glomerellaceae. The transcript is spliced from 2 exons. The coding region runs from base 1 to 813 and encodes 270 amino acids.
AUGACGCAGCUCUUCAAGGAGCUGACCAGGCGUCGCCUUGUUCGUUGGCUUCCAAUCAGCGCGAUGGCUUGCAUCGCCAUGCCGUUGGCCCUGAAUCUCGUUAGCGCGCGGCUGGCCGCAAUCAAUGGCGAAUCGAGUUUCGAGUCUCCAACUACAGCAGCGUCCAACAAAGCUCGCCUGGACGUCCUAAUGGGGGCAAUGAAAUCGUUCCUGCCGCAGUACGACGGCGUUGAGCUCCUAAAAGAGACUGCGAAGCGUGCGGCUGACCUGGCCCAGGCUGACACGCAAUCCCAGCCCGCAAACUCCGGACCAGUGAUAACUGACUGGGCCCACCAUCUUUUGAAGAACCCGAGUUUGUACCUGAAAAUGAUAUUGGCCGUCGACUUGUCAAUCAGCAAAGGGAGGAUUGCUGAAGAGUACGACUUUCCGGUGUGGCUUGUCAGCCACAUGACGGUCGGGCAGAGAGCCACUCCCACCGGGCAGCCCGUACCUCACUCCACGCCCCGAUCAACGGGCCAGUCUGCUGGGACAAGGCGGGAAAGCAAUUUCAUUAAUACGCAUCUUCCCACUUCCUCCAAGGAGAAAGACGAUCACGAACGCAGAGUAACGCCACCUCUCGACCCAAUUGGCACUUCAUGGGACAAUGUCUGUUCUCCCCCGGAGAGAGUGAUCUCUGAACCUUCAGGGGUUGGCGAGCAGAACUCUUUGGGAUUCCCAAGCCUUGAUGAUGUCAUGGAAACUUACUUCGGCGGCGUAGCCGACGCCGACACGUCGUACAUCGAAACCAUCCAAGACCUGAUUGAUUGGGCCUAA